AAUAACGAGGCAGCACACACACCGCCAGGCUGCGACACACACACACACACACACACACACACACACACACACACACACACACACACACACACACACACACACACACACACACACAUACACACAUACACACACCCGGACACGGAUCGGGGGGACGGGGUUUAGUGAGAGUAGUCUCGUGUUGGUGGAUUAACGCGGUGCCCGGUCUCUCUACCCGGACCAGGCCGACUGCAGCUACUCCUUUUCCCGCAAAUGGCAAGUCCUGUUUCUGAGGGAGGACCCCCGCAGCAUCAGCACCCCCACCCUGGCCCGGACCCCGCGGUCCAGGAGGCUCGGAGAUGGAUCAAGGCCGUGACCGGGAGAAGUUUUGCUGAGCGGGAUUUCAGAGCGGCUCUGGAGAACGGAAUUCUGCUCUGCCAGCUGCUGAGCUGCAUCAGCCCCGGCCUCGUCAAGAAGAUCAACAAACUGCAGACCCACAUCGCUGGCCUGGAGAACCUGUGUGUGUUCCUGAGGGGCUGUGAGGACCUGGGCCUGAAGGGCUCUCAGCUGUUUGACCCCGGAGACCUGCAGGAAACUUCGCCGCGCCCCACCGCCAAGCCGUCAGAAGAAAGCAGGAAGAUAAAUAAUGUCCUGGUGACUCUGUACUGGUUGGGGCGCGCGGCCAACAGCUGCGUGUGGUACAGCGGACCCGCUCUGGACCUGACACAGUUCAGCGGCCUGCUGGCCCAGAUGAGACAGGAGGAGGUCAGCCCAAAGGCCAGCAGCAUCCGGGACAGCGGCUACAUCGACUGCUGGGACUCAGAGCGCAGUGACUCGCUGUCGCCCCCCCGCCACGCCCGGGAGGACUCCUUCGACAGCCUGGACUCCUUGGGCUCGCGCUCCCGCCACACCCCCUCCCCCGACGUCCUGGCGCCCCGCGGCAGCAGUGACGGCCGUGGCUCUGACUCUGAGUCCGACUCCCCGACCCAGCGGAAGGUUCCGGACGUGAGGAAGGACGACAUGCUCGCCCGCCGCACCUCGGUGAGCGAGCCGCGGGCCGCCGUGCCUUUCAACCAAUACCUGCCCACCCGCAGCCAGGCCGCCGCCCACCUGGCCCCCGCCCCCCUCCAGGCCGCCGCCCACCUGCCCCCCCCGGGCCACCUCCCCGGCCCGCUGCGGCGCCGGAGGGGCGACCAGGAGGAGGUGCCGCGUAGCAGCUGGAGCACCACCUCCUCGCCUGUAGGGGGCGACAGACCGCUCAGGAGUGUGAGUAUGAUUGACAUGCGUGGCGAGGAGGUGGGGCUUCAGCCCCACUGCCAGGCACGCCACGAGGGGAUCCACAGCCAGUACCACCGCAUGAAGGACGACGACGACCACUGGCAGGAUGACCUGGCGCGCUGGAAGACGCGGCGGCGCAGUGUGUCUCAGGACCUGAUGAGGAAGGAGGAGGAGAGGAAGAGGAUGGAGCAGCUGAUGUCAGGCGGCGGGGCAUCCGCCCAGCGCAGGAAGAGCAUCAAGACGUACCGCGAGAUCGUGGAGGACAAGGAGCGUCGGGAGGAGGAGCUACGCCUGGCCUAUCGCAGCGCCCGUUCCCCCGAGGAGGCGGCGGUGGUGCUCCAGCGCUACACCCAGCGCUUCUCCAUCAGCGAGGCCGUGAUGGAGCGGCUGCAGCUGCCCAAACUCCUGGACCACGGCCCUGCCUCCCCCCUCUCCCCUCUCUCCCCCCUCGGCCCCGCCCACGACUCCGACGGACCAAUGAGGUUCCUGCGGCAGCAGUCGGCACCGGCGCCUCGCUUCACCGCCACGGUGGAGGCCCGGGUGGAGGAGGUCCCCCGAGGCUCCUCCCCCUCCUCGCCCCCCCACCGCCCGCAGAUUCGCUCGCGGUCCUCGGAGCCCCCCUGCUCACGCGCCCCCCUCUCCCCUGAAGCCGGGCCCCUGCUGAGCCCCCGGCCCCUCCCCAGGGCCCCCGCCUCCCCCUCCAGACCCCGGGGAUCAGGACCCUCUGGAUCUCCAGGACCCUCUAGAUCUCCUGGUUCUCCAGGACCCUCAGCAGAACCAGGACCUGUGAGUGGGAAGGCGGACAUUUUGAAGCUCGUCACCGGAGACACAGGAAAUGAUGUCGCCCUCAGCACGCCAACAGAUUCUCCUUCGCACCUCCAACCCUCCCCCUCCCGACCACUGCCUCUCCUCCCCCCUUCACCCACCCCGGCCACGCCUCCCCGGGCCACGCCUCCCCGGGCCACGCCCACCAUGGACACGCCCACAUUGCCCUCGCCCGCCUUGGCCCUGCCUGUCGCCAUCCAGGGGCCUCCACAGCCCGGUCCUGGAGCCCGGAGCCUCGCCCCCCUGGGCCCCGCCCCCCCGGGCAGACCCAGCUCCGCCCCCACGGAGCAAGGGGAGCUGAGAGGAGGCGGAGAAACUGCUGACCAUCUGAAGAGGGAGGAGCCAAAGGCUGAAGCUCCGCCCCCAGAACCUCAGAACACGUCCAUGGAACCGACGCAGACUCCCAAACCAAACACCCCCCCUCUCGUCCAAUCAGAGCCUAGUGUGUGUCUGCAGCCCAGCGGCUCGCUGCCCGAUUGGUCCUACGCAUCAGACGGUCUUCCAGAUGUCUCCGUCUCCCUCGGUUACAGCUCUCCCUCUGCCACCAGAACAGAGCUCCUAAACAGUGUGAGUUCCCGUCGGGAGUUCUUCCUCUCGCCAGAUGGCAAGGAGCAGGGUCGCCAUAGCAACGGGCCCCCGGGGACACUCCGAGGGGAGCGGGGGCCCUGGGACCCGGAGGACGAGCGGCGGAGACAGGAGAGGUGGCAGCAGGACCAGGACCGGCUGCUGCAGGAGCAGUAUCUGCGGGAGCAGGAGCGACUGAGGGGGGAGUGGGAGAGAGCCCAGAAGGAGGUGGUGGAGGAGGAGCUGAAGUACCACCAGGAGGAGCGUAAGCUGCUGCAGGAGACUCUGCCCCCCCUCACCUCCCCCCUGCCCUCCCUAGCCUCCCCCCUCGCCUCUCUCCCCUCCCCGCGCCGGGGGAUGCAGAACCCGCGACCACCACAGGGGGUCGCUGCCCCCUCGCUGAGCAGCUGGGAGAACCAGGAGAGACAGUCGGUUGGAAGUGAAAACUACAGAACGAGUGACAUCAGCACAGCAGACGAUAGCAUGAAGACCGCCAAGAGCUCUUUCAGUCUCAACAGCAGCCAAUCAGAAGCUGUCCACCAGGCUAUGCAAAACGGACAAAAGGCCUUGCCUCAAGCCCCGCCUCAAGCCCCGCCCACAACCAUGGCCCCUGCCAGAAGCCCCGCCCACAGCGAGAAGCAGGAAGAGGUCCUGGACUGUAGCACCCCCAGCAAACCCAAAGGAGACCGCAGGUCGGUGAGUGGCCGGAAGCUGUGCUCCAGCUGUGGGCGGGCCUUAGGGAAGGGCGCGGCCAUGAUCAUUGAGACGCUCGGACUCUUCUUCCACAUCCAGUGUUUCAAGUGCGGGGUGUGUCGGGGUCUUCUCGGGGACACCACCACGGGAACGGACGUCCGGAUCAGGAACGGACUCCUCAACUGCCACCAGUGCUACAUCCGCUCCCGCUCUGCUGGUCAGCCGACCACCUUGUGAUGUACUGGAGACCAAAGAUGUCCUCCUCAUUCACCUCCUCCAAUGGUUCACCUGUUUGGCUCCCUCUGCAGGGCAUGGGCCAAUCAGAAUGGGUGGUAAAAGGUUUCAAGACUUGCCAUGUAUAUGUUAUCAUAUAUGUUCAUGAAAUCUCAGCCAAUGGAUGUGACUCCUGCGUGUGACAUCACAGAAUCUCCCCUGUUCGACCAAUCAAGAGACUGCAUCAGAUCUGACCAACGAAUCAACUUCAUGAGGUGUCUGUAAGACCCUCCUUAUAGACAACUGCUCUAUAUAGAGGAUCCUUAUAGACAACUGCUCUAUGUGGAUCCUUCUAGAAUACUGCUCUAUAAUACCUUAUAGACUACUGCUAUAUAUGGAUCCUAAUAGACUACUGCUCUAUGAUAGAUCCUUAUAGACUACUGCUCUAUGAGACCGUAUGGACUAUUGCUCUAUAGAGGAUCCUCAUAAACUACUGCUCUAUAUGGAUCCUUAUAGACUACUGCUCCUUGAUAGGUCAUUAUAGACUACUGCCCUAUUAAAGGAUCCUUAUAGACUAGUGCUCUAUGAGAGGAUCUUUAUAGACCAUUGCUCUGUAUGGAUCAUUAUAGAAUACUGCUCUAUAGAGGAUCAUUAUAGAAUACUGCUCUAUAGAGGUUCUUUCUAGAGUUGUAGUCCUUAUGUGUCAAAUUCAAAGGUUUUAUUCCUGGUCCCAAAGAGCAACGUAAAGAUGAGCAGAAAAUAACUGAGUAUAUAAUCACUGGUAUCCAGGUCUUAGAGAUAUUGUUAUUCUAAUCUAGAGGUUUUGAUUUGUAUGUUAAGGAUUUCUUUACGCGUAAACUCUGACUUUGAUUGGCUUUAGUUAAGUGGCUGUUCCUUCUGUCUCCUGAUGACCCCAACGAGGGACGUCUGAGCUGCGUUUGACCUUUGAACUUUGACCUUUUCACCUUACUGACCCAUGCAGUAAACAGGCCUUGGCUGCGGUAUUUUGCUUGAGAUAAGUAAAUAUUUUGUAUUUAUGAUGAUGCUUCGUCGAUAGAGCAAUAACAUAUUUACCAUUUUUGUUAUUGUAUUACUUUAUAUCAAUAUAAAGCAUAUUUUUAUCCUUAUUAUGGAAUCAUGAUGUACGACUUAUGCAAAUGUCCUGCUCGUUAAACACCACCUGAUUGGCCGGCCGGUCAGCGGGGGACUUAACGAGGAGCGAGUAACGAGGAAUGAGUAACGAGGAGUGAGUAACGAGGAGAGAGGAGUGAGUAAAGAGGGGUAACGAGGGGCGGGUAAUGAGGAGAGAGGAGCGAGUAACGAGGGGCGAGUAACGAGGGGCGAAUAACGAGGAGCGAGGAGGGUGGAGCGAUAGCGUAAAUGUGCCUUAGGGUUAGCAGGACAGAGCUAGCUGGUCUCUCAGAUCGGGGGGUCCACGCGGAGCCCCCGUCUGGUCGGUCCUGAGGAUUUUCAUCCUCAUUUUCACACUAAAGAAAUUGCCGAAAUUAAAUAUUAUCGAAAUGGGUUUCAUUUUAAAUGUUGUUUAAUUGCACCGCAGCUGUUUUUCGUGUUUGUUGAAAUUGCAGAUUUUAAUAUGAUGCCGUUAAAUAAUCAGCCGACGCGUUCGUAUGAUUUAACGGCAGAAGUAAUAUCGGCCAAGCGGCACUCGCACCGCUGGGCUGGGAUCUGUGGCAUCGCGACACACUCUGGUCCAGAUGUUCUGGUGCUGAGGCUGUAUGCAGAAGCACGUUGAGCCCACACCGAACGGCCCUCCGCUCCCCGUCUCUCCAGUAUUCCUGCGCUCUUCCCAUUUGUAUUCUUCUUUAGCUUCUGGUUCGGAUGUUGCUGAGGCUUCUGGGUAGGAUCCGUGGCUGGGAAUGAGCUGGUAUUUAUUGUCUUAUGCACCCGAGGACUUUCCCAAUAAGAGCAGGUCAAAUGCAGCGGAAUUUCUAGCAUAAUGUAUGUUUAUAAAUAAAAUGUU
Molecule: messenger RNA, 5530 nt
Organism: Gadus chalcogrammus (walleye pollock)
Lineage: Eukaryota; Metazoa; Chordata; Actinopteri; Gadiformes; Gadidae
Product: LIM and calponin homology domains-containing protein 1-like
Exons: 24
Coding region: 250-3573 (1107 amino acids)
Biological process (GO): positive regulation of stress fiber assembly; regulation of focal adhesion assembly
Cellular component (GO): stress fiber
Molecular function (GO): myosin II head/neck binding
Source: RefSeq, a predicted model, not a curated record